This is a messenger RNA of Prunus avium (sweet cherry), 1182 nucleotides long. RefSeq lists its product as uncharacterized. The record is from RefSeq and is a predicted model, not a curated record. NCBI's taxonomy places the organism in Eukaryota, Viridiplantae, Streptophyta, Magnoliopsida, Rosales, Rosaceae.
AUGCAAGCGUCCAUCACUAAGUUAGAAACUCAAGUUGGUCAGCUGGCUACUAUUGUGCAUGAGAGGGCGCAAGGUACAUUCCCAAGCCAACCUGAAAUUAAUCCUCGAAAGUCUGAGCAUGCCAAGGCUAUUAGAACGCUGCGGAGUGGAAAAUCAUAUGGUCCACAAGAGAAUGAUGCACCAAAUGCUGGCCACGCUGAAGAUCAUGUCAAGAAGAGUGGUGAGGAGGUGGAUAUUACUUCUAAUAAGCCAAAAAUAGUCCCACCUACAUCAUCUAUUACAGCUGUAGCCGAGAAGCCAAAGGGAGAGAGUUACACGCCAUCCUUGCCUUUCCCACAGCGUGUUCACAAGCAAAGGAAGGACCAACACAUGUUUGAUAUUUUGGAAAUUUUUAAGAAAGUGCAGAUCAACAUUCCCUUGCUUCAAGCAAUUCAACAACUUCCUUCUUAUGCAAAAUUUUUGAAGGAUGCAUGUACAAACAAGAGAAAAUUUGCAGCUCAUGAAAAAGUGAUGUUAACUGAAGAGUGCAGUGCGGUGUUGCUCAAGAAAUUGCCUCCAAAACUAAAGGACCCAGGGAGUUUUACAAUUCCUUGUAUUAUUGGUGAUGUUCAAUUUGAUAAAGCAUUUUUAGAUUUAGGCUCAAGCAUUAACCUUAUGCCUUUGUCUAUUUUUCAGCGAUUAGGUAUUGGAGAGCUCAAAAGUACUACCGUUUCUCUUCAACUUGCGGAUAGAUCAGUCACAUAUCCUAAAGGAAUCAUUGAAGACGUGUUGAUUAGGGUGAAGCAAUUUGUGUUUCCAGCUGAUUUCUUUGUUCUUGACAUGGAGGAAGACCGCGACAUCCCACUCUUGCUCGGCCGUCCCUUCCUUGCUACAGCUGGUACAUUGAUUGAUAUGCAACAAGGAACUUUAACUUUGAGAGUUCAAGGCGAAUCCGUUGAGUUUAAGGUGUUUGAAGAUGUUGAAAAACCAAGGGACUUGAAGCCCAAUUGGACAUGUCAACUACUUGGAAAACUCCUCUACGGAUGUCUCGAAAGCCAAGUCGCCACCCCCUCCAUGCAUGAAAUGCAUGCCCACUUCUCUUGGACGUGCUGGAAUUUAUCAAUGUUUUAUCAAAAGCUUUUCCAAGAUGAGCCAGCUCUUGUGGCAUCUCCUUGCCAAGGAUCACACCAAGACAUUGCAUGA